This is a messenger RNA of Anopheles marshallii, 4089 nucleotides long. Its product is annotated as ATP-binding cassette sub-family C member 4-like. Gene Ontology annotation, cellular component: membrane. Bases 1 to 4089 code for a protein of 1362 amino acids. The record is from RefSeq and is a predicted model, not a curated record. NCBI's taxonomy places the organism in Eukaryota, Metazoa, Arthropoda, Insecta, Diptera, Culicidae. Gene Ontology annotation, molecular function: ABC-type transporter activity; ATP binding; ATP hydrolysis activity. Gene Ontology annotation, biological process: transmembrane transport. The transcript is spliced from 7 exons.
AUGGAAGCAACGCGUGUCAGCUUAAGUUCGAAUCCGCGACAGAGUGCCAAUUUCCUCUCGAAACUGACAUUCUGGUGGACGGUGGACAUGUUCCGGAAGGGUUAUAAUCACACGUUUGAAAUCAGUGAUCUUUACACACCGCUGGAGGAAGAUCGUGCUGAUCGGUUAGGUGAUCGUUUGGAGAGACAGUGGAACAGACAGUUAGAGCUGCAAUGUCACACACCGUCCCACACGCCAUCGCUGGUACGUGCCAUCUUUCGAACUCUAUGGAAGGAAUGGCUAACGCUCUCCGUACUGGCUUUACUUGCCGAGGUGGUGCUUCGUCUACUGCAACCAAUUUUUCUCGGGCGCAUGUUACUCUACUUUCGUGAAGGAUCGAACAUGACGCGAGAGGAUGCGCUGUACUACGCAGGCUGUAUGGUGGCAGUGCGUGCAAUCAUCGUCUUGUGUGACAAUCAGUACGGUAUCAUCUCAGUUCUGACGGGUGUGAAGGCCAAGAUUGCCGUAUGUAGUGUGGUGUACCGGAAAUCGCUACGUCUAGCGCGAAAUGCUCUUGGCGACACAUCACCUGGGAAGGUGGUUAAUCUGAUGUCGAACGAUGUGAACCGUUUCGAUAUAGCGUCCUAUCUUGUGUGUUUUAUGUGGACAUCACCACUAGUAAUGCUGCUCGCCGCCGUACUGCUUUGGUAUGAAAUUGGUUGGUCGGGCGUUAUGGGACUGAUCGCGAUCUUCAUCAUUACACCGAUCCAGUCUUAUACCGGCACACUAACGUCACGCUACCGACUACGGACCGCACUAAAAACUGACGAACGCAUCCGUCUGAUGGAUGAAAUCAUAGCCGGCAUCGCGGUCAUCAAGAUGUACGCUUGGGAACGCCCGUUCGCAAAGCUUAUUUCACUGGCUCGCCGUAAAGAAAUGAAGGAGGUACUCAAGAGUGGCUACCUUCGAGCGCUCUAUAUGUCCUUCCAGCUAUUCACGACACGGGCCGCCAUUCUCGGCGUAAUGCUCGCCUUCAUCGCGUUCGAUGAGGAUAUUACUGCGGCGAAAGUGUUCGUUGCGGCAAGCUAUCUAUCUAACGUGUCCUACACUAUGGCGGGUUUGUUUGGGCGAGGAAUCGCCGAACUGGGCGAAGGAUUGGUGGCAACACGUCGCUUACAACGAUUUCUCGAGUAUGACGAGGUGGAAAAUGGAGAGGAUAACGCUACUAACAGCAAACGAUCAAAGGAUGGAAAGGAAAGGGAAAAUGGUAACAUCGGCGAAACGAAACGUUUGUUAGACGAGACCAGCGACGGUCUAUUAGCAGAUGAGGUGGUUAUUGCGAUGCAUAAUCUAAACGCCCGAUGGAUUAUACCGGGUGAUCCGGAUAAAACUGCACCGGAAUCACCGGCCGUGCCAUCAACCCUUUCGCAACUGAACAUACAGUUUAAGCGGGGCUGCCUGAUCGGUAUCGUUGGACCUGUUGGUUCGGGCAAGAGUUCCAUCCUGCAGGUUCUUCUACGAGAGCUACCGGUUGAGAGUGGCAGUCUGAGCAUGGGCAAGUGUUCGAUUGCUUAUGCGAGCCAAGAACCGUGGCUGUUUACUGGUAGUGUGCGGCAGAAUGUACUGUUUGGCGAUGAGCUAGAUCAGUACCGGUACAGACAGGUGUUGAAAGUGUGCGCUCUACAGCCGGAUCUCGCACAUCUGCCCGCCGGUGAUAUGACCGUUAUCGGUGAGCGAGGUGUUUCACUGUCUGGUGGACAAAAAGCACGCAUCUGCUUAGCUAGAGCGGUGUACCGCAAAGCGGACGUGUAUCUAUUCGACGAUCCGCUGAGUGCGGUUGAUGCACAUGUCGCCAAACACCUGUUUGAGCUGUGUAUUGGAAACGGGGGUUUCCUCAAGCGCCGCAAUCCAAAUGCAACUCGUAUCCUGGUAACACAUCAGAUUCACUUCCUAAAGCAAGCGGAUUGGGUGAUCGUUAUGAAGGAGGGCCGCGUGGAAGCACAAGGAACACCACAAGAGCUACAAAAACGUGGCAUUGAGCUGGAGCACAUGGAACAGGGCGAGCCUGAUGAGGACAACAUCACUACCAAUCGUAAGAUUUCGCACACCUCCACUAGCUCCACGGUCACGGUGGAUAGUGUUACGCUGGAGGAACUUACCAGCGGUGACUUAAAGGAGGGAGAUAUCGCCAAAGAAAAAUUUGAAGCGUCAUCACAGGGGACUGUACCAGGGUCGGUAUUUCUGCAAUACGUUUCCGGUGCCGGCAGUUGGAUGAUCUUCGUCGGUUUGGUCCUACUGUUCGCAGUGACGCAGCUCGUAGUUAGUGUAGCCGAUUGGUGGUUAUCUUACUGGACCGCACUGGAGGAGGAAAGACCGAUUGAGACCUUGCAAAGAACUAACCAAACGCAACCAUCAAUUGACGCCGUUCCGAAGCAUCCACUCACCAGGGAUACGUGUGUGCUCGUGCAUGCCACGCUCGUAUGCACCAUCUUUUUCGUGGCAGUACUCCGUGCCUUCGGUUUCUAUAAAACGUGUGCUCGUGCCUCUCAGUCCAUACACGAUACCGUAUUUGCGGGCUUUAUCGGUGCUAAGAUGCGCUUCUUCGAGACGAACCCAUCCGGUCGUAUUCUGAACCGUUUCUCUAAGGAUAUGGGAGCGAUGGACGACAUGCUGCCAAAAUCUAUUCUGGACGCUACCCAAACUCUUCUCAUGUUCGUCGGCGCCAUGAUGGUGGUGGUGUUUGUGCAACCGUUCUUCAUGGUUCCUAUCUUACUGCUGUUUGCCGUGCUUUUGGCCGCAAGGCGAGUUUACCUACGCACGUCGCAGAACACAAGACGCCUUGAGGGAAUAACUCGAUCACCAAUCUUCACUCACAUUGCGGCGACUCUAAACGGGUUGCCAACGAUACGAUCCUACGGUGUGCAGCAGUUGCUCAUACAGGAGUUCGACACGCAUCAAAACGUGAACACAGGCGCAUACUUUAUGUUUCAUUCGGCGCGUAUCGCCUUCGGAUUGUUUCUGGACGGUAUCUUCUUUCUGUUUCUCACGAUCGUGACCUUCAGCUAUCUAACGCUCGAUGACGAUGCGACGGGGGCACGGGUCGGUCUUGCCAUCACACAGAUCGGCAGCAUUGGCAGCCAGCUACAGUUCGGCAUUCGACAAAGUGCGGAAAUGUUUAACCAUCUCAUAGCGGUGGAACGAUUGCUCGAGUAUCGGGAACUACCCGCUGAGCGUCAAGAGCUAUCGGAAAGUGGAAAAAAGCAACCAGCUCAUAUCGUACCAAUUCCUACCGUGCCGAUCCCUGCCGACUGGCCGCAGAAGGGUAGCAUAGAGUUUAAGAACGUGUGCUUUCGUUACGCGGAUAACGAUGUGACGGUGCUGCACGAUCUCUCAUUUACAAUCGAACCGCGGGAAAAGGUAGGCAUUGUAGGGCGUACCGGUGCCGGUAAAUCGUCGAUUAUCGCUGCCAUAUUUCGCAUGGCGCUAGUCGAAGGUGACAUACUGAUUGAUGGCACGGAUACUGCCAACGUGCCACUGGAAACGCUCCGUUCGCACAUAUCAAUCAUACCGCAAGAUCCGGUGCUGUUUUCUGGCACACUGCGCCGUAAUCUGGAUCCGUUCGAAACCUACGCCGAUGAGGCACUGUGGCGUGCCCUCGAGCUGGUAGAAUUGCGCGAACUUGCCAGUGAAUCAUCUGCCGGGCUGGGCCUGCAAGCGUAUGUUGCUGCCGGUGGGCAGAACUUUAGCGUCGGCCAGCGGCAACUGCUUUGUCUCGCCCGUGCCAUUCUGCGCGGUAAUCGUAUUCUGGUGCUCGACGAAGCGACGGCCAACGUUGACCCUGAUACGGACCGAUUAAUUCAGCGCACCAUUCGGGAACAGUUUGUUAACUGUACUGUGCUUACGAUCGCGCACCGACUCAACACGAUCAUGGACUAUGAUCGAGUGCUGGUGAUGAGCGAAGGUACGUCUGUCGAGUUUGGCCGACCCGUUGAAUUACUGGAACGGACGGAUGGUGCCUUCCGUAGUAUAGUUCUCGCGACCGGUCGAGAUGAGGCAGAGAAUCUGAUUAAAAUGGUUCACAAUCUGCGAUCGAGUACAGCAAAGCAAUAG